AUGAAGAAACUUGUGAAAGACAUUGAGACACGUGAAGACAUUACUGAUAGAUGGAAUCGAUUGAUGUAUGUUGCCAACGAGGUUGAGUAUGAUAAAGCUGUGGGUGCUAUGUCGAAUACCGGUGAGCUCUGGACUUACAUUGAGGCUAACUGGUUGCCUUUGAGAAGCAAGUUUGUGAAGUUUGAGAUUGAUACUUGUAUGCACAUGGGGUGCACGACAACAAACAGAGUUGAGGGGGCACACUCAAAGCUGAAGAAACUAUUGUCCGACAGUAAGGGUGACUUGGUCAUUGCGUGGACUGCGAUGAACAAGCUUAUUAUCAUGCAGCAUGACAAGAUAAAGGAGUCCUUCCAGCUCAGCAUAUUUGUCACAGAGCAUUAUUUGAAUGACCCGUUCUAUAAGCAUUUGCGCGGGUUUGUAUCUAGAGCCGCAUUGCACAUUAUUGUUAAAGAGAAGACUCAAAUUGGCAUGAUUGGGGUUGGUGGUAUAUACUGUGAAUGUGUACUUAGGAGAACCCAUGGACUACCAUGUGCUUGUGAGCUCAUGAAGUUUGAAUCUGUCCCAUUACUUGCAAUUCAUCCACAUUGGAGGAAAUUGACUUGGGAUUCUUCGGACCGUGACAUGGAUCCAACAUUGGGUUUGAGUUUUGAGUCUGAAUUUGAUAAAUUACGAACCAAGUUCGAGGAGUCUUCUCACGGAGUUAGAAUGUCGAUCAUUGAGAGCCUUAGAAUGAUUACUUAUCCAGAAACGACUUCUAUGUGCGCUCCAACAAAGAAGAAAACAAGGGGUAGGCCAAUGGGAUCCACUAACAAGCCCAAGAAGUUUGCCAAGGGAUGUGGUGAGACCUCUACAAAGCGCAUUCCUUGUAGAUGGGAGACUAUUGACAAGGAGUAUCCGGGCUCAUGGCGUGAUAGCAACACGACACCAUUACAGGAACCUUCUCCAAAGGUUAGGUCUCAAAAGGCUUCUAAGGCUUCGAAGGCUUCUAAGGCUUCUAAGGUUUCUACGGCUUCUAAGGCUUCUAAGCUUAAACAAAUCCCUGAUGAGUUUCAUCCAUUCGUUGUUGACUUUAUAAAUGUAAAGGGAGAUGGCCACUGUGGAUAUAGAUGUGUUGCAUCGUUGAAGGGUCUUGCAGAAGACGAUUGGCCACUUAUACGUAGGGAACUUCUGACGGAGAUUGAUUCGGAUGCUAAUAUGUACAUCAACAUGUUUGGAGCCAGCGAGGUUAACCAAAUGCGUUUAGCUCUAACAGUUAAGGAUACUAAGCCCGUAGGUGAAGACAAGUGGAUGAUGAUACCAAAUAUGGCCUACCUUAUUUCCACAACAUAUAAGUUCAUAGUGUUGACUAUUGCUAAUACCGGAUGCAACACUUUUUAUCCGUUAAAGGGAAAGGCGGACCUAGUGGAAGAACACAAAUUCAUGCCGAUUGUGCUUGUCAAUAAAGAUCAUUUCGUUGGGGUUACUCUUCGUGAAGGCCAUCCAAUGCCGACCACAGCUCACUUGUGGGCAUACAACUGUCACCCGGAUGCAAGAAAAUGGGAAGAGCCUUACAAAGAGCGCAUUGAAGAAUACGCGGCUUAUCUGAAACAAAAAAAUGGAGGAUGUAGUGAUGAUAUUAUUGACCUUAGUGAUGAUUAAUUAUGUUGGAUCAUUAAGUUGUUUUGUAACGAAUUGCUUGUAAUUUAUAUGCGUGUAACGGAUGAUUACUUUGAACUUUAUAACUGUCUCCUUAAAAAGCUUGUGAUGCCUCUGGAUUGUUAUAACUGUCAGGAAAUCAGUCUGUGCAUGCCUCUGUUAUAACUGUCAUUAAUUUUCAUCCUGUCCGCACUUAUAACUGCGGUAGGUCAUGACGCAUCUGUAAGAGGUACUGUAAGCCUCAUUAAUAGAACCAAUUUCCCGUGGUUAUAACUGCGGAGGUGUUUUUAUUUUCAUCCUGUCCGCACUUAUAACUGCGGUAGGUCAUGACGCAUCUGUAAGAGGUACUGUAAGCCUCAUUAAUAGAACCAAUUUCCCGUGGUUAUAACUGCGGAGGUGUUUUUAUUUUCAUCCUGUCCGCACUUAUAACUGCGGUAGGUCAUGACGCAUCUGUAAGAGGUACUGUAAGCCUCAUUAAUAGAACCAAUUUCCCGUGGUUAUAACUGCGGAGGUGUUUUUAUUUUCAUCCUGUCCGCACUUAUAACUGCGGUAGGUCAUGACGCAUCUGUAAGAGGUACUGUAAGCCUCAUUAAUAGAACCAAUUUCCCGUG
Lotus japonicus is the source of this 2246-nucleotide messenger RNA. RefSeq lists its product as uncharacterized. The coding region runs from base 1 to 1638 and encodes 545 amino acids. Lineage: Eukaryota; Viridiplantae; Streptophyta; Magnoliopsida; Fabales; Fabaceae. The record is from RefSeq and is a predicted model, not a curated record. The transcript has 4 exons.